Molecule: messenger RNA, 12761 nt
Organism: Culex quinquefasciatus (southern house mosquito)
Lineage: Eukaryota; Metazoa; Arthropoda; Insecta; Diptera; Culicidae
Gene: zormin
Product: titin
Exons: 17
Coding region: 684-12257 (3857 amino acids)
Biological process (GO): synapse organization; homophilic cell-cell adhesion
Cellular component (GO): axon; plasma membrane; neuronal cell body
Molecular function (GO): protein binding; axon guidance receptor activity
Source: RefSeq, a predicted model, not a curated record
AGUCUCUUUGGUGCAGCCCGUGUGUGAAGAUCGCAAAACCGACCCAAACCGCAAAACUCGACGUCGCGCCGUGGAAGGGAAAAAGUGGUGUGUGUCCGUCCAACUUGAAGAAAAGAUCUCCGUGAAGAUCUGUGUCCUGCCCGCUUGAGCUGAUUUGUGUGUGUUCUGCUUGGAUAGCUCCCCGCGCUAAUACAGCUUGCUCGAGUUGUUUUGAGUUGUUCCAGGAAGAUCGCGCGAGGAUCAUCGGAAAAUUUUCCGGUUUCUGUGUGUUAAUUUCACAGUUUAUCGAAAUUUCCCCCCCAAUAGCCGGACGGAAGAAUCGAGAGCGUGUGCGCGCGUACGCGAGGAAGGUCCGUUUACACAAUUUUUCGCGAUUAUUUUUGGAUUCUAACAUCAUCGAACGCCGCCGCGUCCGUGUCGACACCUCGCGCCGGGUUUGAGCAAGAGUAAGAGUAAGGGAAGCUGGUUUGUGUGAAGAUCUGCGCGCUGACCACCACACUCUCGUGAAACACACGACGCGUGAAGAUCGUGAGGUUAUGGGCCAGUUGUUCCGUUGAGCAAGGAAAAGCGCGCCCGUGCAAGAAGUGUGUGGUCAAAGAUCAGUGAUCUGUGCAGCUAGUCGUGAUCGCGAGAGCAAGUGUGUUCAGAGCGCAUAGUUCCAAGUGACAGUGAGUUGAAGCGGGAUGGAGUCUACCGGGAGUAACGCCGGGAUAUCGCCGCUGGACGAGCUCCAGCGGCAGCUGGCCGAAGAUCUGGCCCAGGUGGUCGCGGCGCCGACGCCGCCACCGGCGGCUCAACCGUCGACGAACCUGGUCGCGACCACCGUCAGUACGAUCGUACUCCAGGGUGGUCCGCUGCAGCUGGUGAUCGCGCUGCUCAAGAGCGGCGAACGGUUGUACAUCAAAGUUGCAGAUCUGCUGCCCAAGUUCACAUUUCUGGGUCCCAGUUUGGACGAGGCCUUGAACCUGCAGCGCGAGCACGAGGAACUGCUGAGGCAAAUCCAGAAUCUCCCGACGCCUCUGGAGGAGUUUUACCACAAAGUUCAGGAAAAGAUCGCCGCAAAUGAGCAACCCAAUCCGGUGUUGAUCGAAGAAAUGGCCGCAUCGCUCGGCGCCGUCUGGCAAGACAUCAAAAAGAUGCUCCAGGAAAGGCGAGACAUCGUCCUGUUCAACGUGAGCUUCUUCGAGCGGCUCGGCGAAUGCUACGGUAAGAUGAGCUCGCUGGAGGUGGCCUGCAACGACACAAUGAUCCCGAUCGAGAUCGACGCCGUCCGCGAUUUUCUCGAGUCGUUCAAAACGCUCCGCACAGACAUGCUGACGUCGAUCUCGGCCGCCCUGAAAGUAGGCAACCAGCUGCUCGACCGACUUCGCGAGCUCGCCAACAUCGGAACGCUCGACUCGCGGCCGAACCACAUCAAACAGGAUGCAAUCUACGCCGUGGGCCAGGUCGAGCGGUGGCUCGAAGAUCUCUCCAACCGGCGGAACAACCUCGAACAAGCCUGGCAGUCCCGCAAGACUCAGCUCGAGCAGUGCCUCACGCUAGCGAUCCUCGCCAAAGAACUCGCAGACAUCGAGUACAGUUUGAACGCGUCACGCAACUCCAACCUCAGUUCCUUCACUCUGGGCGACUCGUCCGAACAGGCUCGCGACCUGCUCGACACCUACCAAAAUCUCAAACCGGACGCCCUACUCCUUCGCGAUAAAUCACUCAAAAUUACGAAAGCAACCGAAGAACUCGUCGCCACCGGAUGCUUUGCCGGAGAUGAAGCCUGCGCGAAGGCCUACAGCGUCCUCGCGGCUUGCACAGAAUUCGUCGACGAAAUCGACCACCGAGAAUCGCUGCUCUCGCAAUCGCGAGAAUUCUUCGGACGGGCCGAGAACCUCCUCACCAAACUGACUCAAAUCGAGAUGGAGCUCAGCAACGAUCAGCAACUGCUGACCAUCUCCGAACAAACGCUGCAAGAACUAACCUCGACCAUCACCCAGGUCCUGCAAGCCGGCUACUCGCUAAUCGACGACGUUGGCCGGACCAAGCCGGAAGUGACCGGAGUGCAAACGAUGGUCGAGCGGAUAGAGCAGAAGAAGCUCGUCUUUGAGCGGUACAGUCUGCAGCAAAGUGAACACAACCUGCGGUUGACGGAAGCGCUGAACGAGUUUAUGGAGCGGUACAAUCUGCUGUUCCAGUGGAUGGCCGACGCGCGGAAGGAGCGCAUCGAGCAGGGAACCGGCAUUCACCGGAUGGGGGAAAGCCUGGCGGAGGCGAAGGAUUGUUUGCUGUUGCAUCAUCAGCUUCUGAAUGAUUUGGAGAUCAAAGGCAACGCCAUCAACAACCUGCUCGCCCGGCUCACCCCCAGCCUGGAGUAUCUGGAGGACGGGCAGCGCGAUGACGUCCAGCAGAAGGUGGACCUGCUGCGCCAGCAGUGGAUCGAGCUGAAGAACUACGUGAUCGCGCGCGUUGACCUGCUCAAGCUGUACAUCCGGUUCCACCAGGAGGCCGAGACGGUUCGCAACCUGUUCGACGCGUACCAGAUCCAGCGGGACACGUUCCGCAGCGGCGAGAACGACAAACCACUGCUGCAAGCCGCCCUGGACAACAUCCGGCAGCAGCUGGCCCAGCUGGGACCGCUCGGCGGGCAGUUCCGGGAGUGUGCCGCCAAGGUCGCUUCGGAUCCGUAUCUGCAGCAGGCCCAGGCCGUGCAGUGCGUCGAACGGACGCUGGCCGAGCUGAACGCGCGCCAGUUGGCCGUCGGCAAUGAAUGGGACCGCUGGAACGCCCAGCACCACACCGAAGCAGUACUGAACGACAUCAUGGCCGCCAACAUGGAGACCCUCGCCGCGGCCUCCAAGCUCGAGGAGCAGCUCUAUCCGAUCUUCAAUACGGCCUCGGACAACCCGACCGACCUGAGUGCGUUCAUCGCGACCAAGCUGAACCAAAUCCAGGCGGACAUCCGGGCGGCCGAACACGAACUCACCAAGCGGUUCGAAACGAUCGACCAGUUGGCCACACCGGAGGGCGAUUCCUCAACGUCGGAUUCCACCGACAAGGUGAUCCAGGUGAAGAACAGCCUCAACUCGAUCAAAACCAAACUGCACACGAUCGCGGCCGACUUCCAGGAGCUGGCCACCGUCAUCGACCGCUUCCUCCACGCCGUCCUCACCUGUCGGGACAACAUCAAGGAGUACUUCGCCAGCAAGCAAACCAUUACCGGACCGGACAGCGUCGAGUCCAUCACCAACAGCUACGAGCAGUUCAAGCAGAACACGAUGGAGUACUUCCGGAACCUGCUCCAGCAGAGCGAGCAGAUCAUCGACCGGAUCAAGGCCCAGGAACCGCCGGGCGCCAAGGAGCAGGACACGGACAAGAUCAUUACGCUGCUGGAAAACCUCCGGACGUACUUUGAGUCGGAGACCGAGUCGGAGAAUUCGGAGCUGCGCAAACAGCACGCCGUCAUUGGGUUCGAUAAGGCGUUGAACGAGGUUCGGGGUGCGAUUCGGGAACGGCGCGAACAGGUGGACCGAGCACGGGGGAAUUACGGGGAGAAUGCGGACGGCGCCCGCGGGACGCUGGCGGCGUUCGAGGAGUUUGAGCGGGGAUUACAGGAUUUGGAGUCCAGAAUCGAGACGUUUGUGAGUUCCUCGCAGGGGUUGGCCAGCCAAUACCCGGAGACGUCGCAGUACGUGCACGCCGAAGCGACCAAGGUUCGCAACGAGUGGGCCGAUCUGGUCAACAGGACGCAGGAGUACCGUCAGCUGACGACCGUAUCGAUCGAGUACUUUGAGCUGAUCAGUGUGGUGGAGAAUAAUUACCGCAACUUGAAUGCCGAUCUGAUCAACGCAAACAACAAGUUGUCGAUCUUGAACAAUUCGGAUCUAGCGAAUGAUCUUGUUCAGCAGAUCGACAACAUCUUGAAGGUGUACGAAACCCAGCAGUUGGAUACGCUGAAGCAGAUCUCUGCGUUGUCCUCUAAGCUGUACGAUCACGACAAAUCCGUGGCGCUGUACAACGACAACUUGAAGCUGUUCCAGACGUUCUACAAGAUUAAGAACGACAUCAACGAACGUGCCAAAGAGCUAACCGAGCAGCAGCGAUCCCAAGAAGCGGAACAAAAUGGAUUCUGCGAGAUCACAACGACUACCACAACUACAACGCACAAUGGUCUACCGCAGCAGCAGUCCUUCGAUAUCCAGACCGUUGACGAAGCUCAGUACAUCCAGGAACCGCAGGAACCUCUCGUCAUACAAACCGUUGAGGAAUCUCAUAACGUGCAGAGCCACGAGGUCGUGACCACCGUUGAACAGCCACCGGCCACGCUAUCCGUCCCCCAGCCCCUGUCCGAUGUCUCCGUCCAGGAAGGUCAACGCGUCCAACUUCAGUGCGUCAUCUUUGGCCGCCCCGAACCCUCGAUCGAGUGGUUCAAGGACGGUAUCAGCAUCCAGAACAACCCGGACUACAAAACAACCUUCGACAACGGGCUCUGCACGCUCACGAUCGACGAAACCGUCACGGCAGACUCCGCCGAAUUCCUCUGCCGAGCGAUCAACGACGCCGGUAUUGCCGAAUCCGCCGCUCGUCUCAUCGUCACGGAGCCAACACCGCCGGGUCAACCCCCGCUAUUCACCCAGCAACUCAACAACGGAACGGCCACCGAGGGACAUCCCUUCCAGUACCGUUGCACCGUUACAGGUACGCCCACGCCGGAACUACACUGGUACAAGAACGAUACAUGCAUAGACACCUCGUCGGACUACAAGAUCUCGCACGACCCGGCCACCGGAGAGGCGGUCCUAAGCUUCGAGCAGGUCUUCCUGGAAGACCAGGCCCGCUACCGGUGCCGGGCGAGCAACGUGUGCGGAUCGGAUGAAACCGGCGCCGAACUGAGCGUCGAACCUCUAGAACCGACGGAAUACCCCAGCUUCCGCGCCCCGCUCUCCAACGUGAUGGCCCGCGUUGGCCAAAAGAUCAAGCUGGAAGCCGAGGUGGCGGGCAUUCCCCCGCCGGAGGUCAUGUGGACCCACGACGGGCAGCACUUUGCCAACCGGGAAGUUAAGUUCUUCUACGAAAACGGCAGAGCGCAAUUGGUCAUAGACGAGGCAUUCCUGAAGGAUGCUGGUGUCUACACGCUGACUGCCAAGAAUAUCGCCGGUGAAAGGUCCUGCUCGUGUAAUGUUGUUGUGAAGGGUCGUCUGCCAAACGAAACGUCCGAUUCCGAAUUAGCUAGCGCCAGCGACAUGGAACCAGUGAAGCCGUCCGUCCAGCUCCAGCUGAAGGACGUCGCAGUGUUUGAGGGCAAGCCAGUGCGCCUGGACUGUGUGAUUGUGGGCCAACCGGAGCCGGAAGUGAUCUGGUACCACGGGGAACGGCCCGUCAAGGAGUCCACCGAUUUUCAGCUGCUGUUCCAAGGCGACCACUGUUCGCUGGUGAUCCGCGAGGCAUUUCUAGAAGAUGCUGGCGAGUAUCGUGUGGUCGCUAUUAAUAGCGCUGGUGAAGCUUCGAGCAAGUGUAAUCUAAUUGUGACACCGCUUAACACUGCGGAACCAGCUGUGCGCCAGCCGGCCGAACGGGUCCUGCCCCCACUCGGUGCGCCGCCCAAGUUCGAACGACUCCUCAGUGAUAUCCUUGCGGCCGAGGGCGAAAAGUGCCAGUUCGAGUGUGCCGUCAGCGGAGAUCCGCGGCCGAACAUCAAGUGGUACGUGAACAACCGCGAAAUCGAAGAAAACCCGCGUGUGCAUUCGCUGUUCCGCGAGGACGGCGUGGUGAAGCUAGUGAUCGAACAGGUGUUCCCCGACGACAAGGGUGUGUACACGGCCAAAGCCUCCAACCCGUCCGGUGAGGCCAAGUGCUUCUCGAAUCUGAUCGUAAAGUCAAUUAACGCGCCCGAGUUCGAGUCCGUGCCGGCGUUCCUCAGCGAAAGUGUUGUGUGUCCGACCUUCAAGGAACUGUUUGCCGAUCGUACCGUGAAACUCCACGAGUCGACCAAGUUCGAGUGCAUUGUUGUGGGCAAGCCCCAGCCGAAGAUCCGGUGGUUUUUCAACGAUCAACCCGUGCACGGCCAUGAUUUCCUCGUGUCCACCAGUGGCGAUCGCCAAGUGCUCACCAUCCCGGAAGUGCUACCGGAACUGGCCGGCAAGAUCACCUGUUUCGCCGAAAACGAUGCCGGUCAUGCCCAGUGUGUGGCCUUUGUUGCCCUGGCCGAUGCCUUUGGGGCUCCGAUGAUGCAGCCGCAGCCACUGGUGAGCGCCGAAUCUAUGCUCCAGGUUGACCACUCCGGAUCGUCGUUCGUCACGCUCCAGAAGCAGGUCACCACUUCGUCCUCGUCCUACUCCUCCUCGACGGUCGUCGAGAAUGGAGUGUCACAGUCCGAGGUUCACUCGCAGUCUGCCCACCUGGACAGCUCGUUCAAGAAAGUUGGUGACCAAGCGCCGGAAAUUGCCCAAACCAAACAGUUUGCCCAGUUCCACCAGACCAACGACCUGCCGCCAGCGAUCCAGCAGGAAACUUCGAUCCUCAACAUCGCCAACAACAACACCACCGAGAUGCACGAAACGAUUAUCGCCAACUCGGGCCAAAUCAGCACCGGCAAGCCCGCCAGACGCAGCUCGGCACCGCGCUUCGUGUCGCCGUUCAAUGGCAAGAUCGUCGACCAGGGCGCCGAUGUCGUGCUCGAGGGCAUCCUCGACGGCUACCCGACGCCCGAAGUUUCGAUCACGAAGAACGACGUCGAGCUGCAGCCCGAUGGCGAACGCAUCACCGUUUCCUACUCACUCAACAAGAUCGUAGUCGAGCUGAAGAACGUGUCGACAAACGACGCAGGACGAUACACGGCCACAGCAUCGAACGCCGCCGGUGCCUCAUCUACUACCGCGGAUCUCGUCGUCAAGAAAUCUAUCUUUCCGCCCGUGUUCGGUCGACGUCUGCAGGCUCAGAGCGUCCGCCGUGGUGAUCGCGUGAUCCUUGCCGCCGAAGUGUCCGGUACGCCCGAACCCACCAUCACCUGGUUCAAGGACAACGCUCCGGUACAGGAAGCGCUGCUCCCGGGAAGCUACAGCAUGCAACAGGUUGGCCCUUGCCACAAGCUGAUCUUCGAACAGAUCGAUCUGGCCGACGCCGGCAGGUACAUGGUGCUUGCGAAGAACACCGGCGGCGAAGCCCAAAGCAUCGCCGACAUUGCCGUGCUGGACGCGGAACCCCAGCAGCAACAGCAGCCGAAGCAUGUCUCCUUUGUAGAUGUGCCGCAACCGCAGCCAACUCAUUUCGGUGAACAGCAACAGCCAGAAGCUGUUGACCCGCCUGGUGGCUACGCGUCGACCCGCCAGGAGUUCUCGACCGAGUCGAGCCUGCGCGGUCCCACAACCGAAUCGACCAUCGUGACGGAAACGCGCCGAACGACCGAGGCCACCAUGCGCAUGGAACACAAGAUCAGCUUUCCGGAUCUUCCGAUAACAUUCUCACAGCGCACACAAACGCCCACGAUCCCGGUGGUGUCGGCGGGAACGACCACCGAAACGACGGACUCACAGUCGGCCGGCACCAAUACAGACCGCGUCGCGACACGCACAGACGCCACACAAACACCAACACCGUUGCAACAGCAGCAGCAGGUUCAUAAGUCGGAAGCUACACAAACCCCUCCACAGGUGGCGCCCAAGCCGGCGGUACCGGAAGAACUCCCAACCGAAACCACGACCACAACCACAAAACGUAGUGCGUUCCACUUUUUCGAAAAAAUCACCUCGAACGGAACCCAGGAGGUUCCGCAGGCGCCACCACCACCACUCUUCAAGCCCAAAUCAUUCAUACCACUCAAACAGCCGGCGGUCGCAAUCGAUCAGACGCACCAGCUGGUAGGUGAAGAGUUGCAAAUUUACCCACAACCAUCACAACAGCAGGCCGAACUACUACAUCCUCAGGGCAUCACCGUACCCACUCCCCCGAUCUACCACCAAGAACCCCAUCCGACAAUCUCCGAACAGCACCACCUACGAACCCUCGACACGAACGUCCCCAUCCUUCCGAUCCCCAAAAUUAUCGCCCAAGAUCAGCAGCAACAACCAAUCUAUCGGCCACAGGCAACCACACCACACCUCGAGCGAGCACGCAGCUCCUCGCCACGACCAUCGGCGGAAGCCAUCGCAAUGGAGAGACUCUGGACCGCUCCAAAAACAUCCGGCUUCGUCACACUACCACGCACCAAACCAUCAUCUUCUUCUUGUUCCACCUCCGCUCGCAACCAUCCACUAGAGGCUAGUAAACGCUCAACGCCUAAAUCCGAAUUUCAGCCAGUGCAAAACAACUUCUAUACCCAGCAGCAGCAGCAGCAUCAACAACAGCAGCAGAUGUAUUCGUCCUUCUCGUCAUCUCAGCAGUUCCAGUCGUCGCAAAUGUCUCAACAGCAGUUCUCGCAGUCGAUGCAGUACCAGCCGUAUCAGCCGUACAAGCCGUCUGUUGAGCAACUCCAAGCUCCCCAACCGAUCCAGGCCCCGAUGCCUGUUUAUGCACCGCAACCGACCUUUGCUCCACAACCGCAACCGCAGCCGACCUUCGCUCCUCAACCGCAGCCAACUUUUGCUCCUCAACCGCAACCUGCCUUCGUCCCACAACCGCAACCAACUUUCGCCCCUCAACCUAAACCCGUACCGACCUACGCUCCGGCUCCGCAAACGCUUCCCCAGCCAUUCAAGCCAACGCCAGCUCCAGUGGCUCCGGUGGCCAAGUUUGCCCCCGCUCCGGAACCCGUUCCGGUGGUGCACCACUCCCUCGCUUCUGCUCCUUCGAACGUACCGUCCUUUGGACCGUCCUACAACCAAACUCCGCAGCCGUUCAAGCCACUCCCUCCACCUUCGAUCACGCCCAGUCAGGCGAGCUUCACGUCGGGACCGCCGGUGGAUUUCCCACCGGUCCCGCAGACCUUCAUGCCAGCCUAUGUCCCACCUCCUGUUCAGACCUUUACCCCGGCUCCCGCUCCCGUCGAGCCAAUCCCACAAUUUACUCCAGCUCCCGCUCCGGUUCAAGCGCCGGCUCCGGCUCCAAUGCAGCCACCGACGAACUUCCCGGAACCGCUGUACCAACAGCAGCCUCAGGAGCAAGUCUUUGGGCAGCAGCACAAUGAGUACGUGCACCACCAACAGCUGCAGCAGUACCACCAACAGCAGGUACACAUGGAGGAAGAGGUUUACAAGAAAAAGUCCGUCAAGGAGACCAAGCAGCUAUUCGAGCAGACCAUCCGUCAGCAGAACGAAUCGUUAAACGAUCUGAAGGCUCCGCGCAUGAUCCAGCAGAUGGUCAACUCGCCGACCAAGGUUUGCACUCUGCCGCCCGACUUCGGCUACACCCCGGCCGAGAUUGGUCUCGAGCCGGGCCCGCAGCCAACGAUGGGCUACGCUCCGAAGCCCUCGAACGAACGCAAGAGCUCCUACUAUCGUGAGAAGAUCGAACAGUCGCUGUUCGAGAGCAUGGAUAAAGUGCCGGAACGUGUUCCGGCCGGCGGUGUCAAGAUUAUCCCGCCCAGUCCGCGCAAAAAGUCUAACCCGGGACAGUCGGAUACCGCCGGGAUGCCUCCUGCUUCGUUCGAGCAGCCUUCGGAAGCCAAGGCCACGCAGCCCAUCGCUAACGCUAACGCUGCGACCAAGAGCCCGUUCACGGCCACGGAAAGCGAGUGCGAAAGCGACAUGGACGUGAUGCGGAAGAUGAACGGAGUCAGCGGCUAUCUGGCCGACACGGAGGAGGUCCAGAAGACGGUUUCGUUUAGCAGCGAGCAGAAGAUCGAAAGCUUCUCCAAGUCCGAGAGCAGCGUGAUCGUGCAAAGCUCGGAAGUCGUCCAACAACAGCAGGAGCAACAGCAACAACAACAGCAAACCGUUGUCGAAUCGUCGCCGAUCGAGUCCAAGGUGGAGACGGUUGAGGACGCUGCUGCGACCGUGACCGAUGCGGGUGUCACUGCCGAGGCUCAACAGCCGCAGCAGCAGCAGCAGUCGGAGGAGCAGGUCGUCACCACCACUACAACCACCGCCGAAGCGGUUACCAAGGAGUCCGUUGAGGAGAUGAACUUCCUGGUUAACAACGAUCUGCCAGAGGAUCUGCAGCCGGUGAAGGUACUGCCGACAGAGGAGCCACUGCCGACGUUGAAGAAGGUCCCAGUGCCCGCUGCCGUCCAGCCGGAGCCCCAGCCAGAACCGGUGGUUUGUGAACCAGUGCCGGAGCCGGCUCCAGUUCAGCAAAAUGGAUUCUCGGCUGAACAGCACGAGAUCGAAGCUGAAAAGACCACGAUCAACCCGGUGUGGCAGCCGACCCAGGCCGGUGUCGCCUACAAGCCGGUCCACCCGGUAUUCAACCCACCGCAGCAGCACGAAACUGGACCCACCGUCGCACCGCCAUCAGUAUUUGAUCCGAUCGAAAAGCUCCCGCAACCGACGGCAGUCAGCGAGAUGGCCAGACCGCAACCAAUCAGCUACUCUACGCAACAGACUUCGUCGUCGCAGUCCUUCCAACAGCAGAAGAGUUCGUCCUUCCAGUCCUACCAGCAGCAGACCUUCGUCCAGCAACAGCAACAACAGGAGCAGCAACACGUGUCGUUCCCACCGGUGGAACCUGCGGGACAACCUGCUCUGUACUACACCUCGGUCACGGCUCAACCGGUUCACAACACGAUCGCGACUGAGACCUCCAAUACGCUGCACAUGAAGGAGACGACCGAGAGCAGCAACCGGGUCGUCAACAUGCAGCAAACCCAGCAGGUCAUCAGUCUGGGCCAUCAGCCACGUCCGGCCUUCGUGCAGAAACAGGGUCGCGACAGCGAUUACGACUCGGAUGGAGCUCGCAUUCGUCCGAUGUGGACCCCAAAUCCGUCCGACAGCGAUGAGCCACACUUCCGCAGUGUUCGGCCAAACUUUGCGUCCCGCUCGACCAGCCUUCCGCGCACCUACGAACGCAUCCAAACUCCGAUGGAAUUCGACACCGGCCCAGUGCUGAUGCCGACCAAGAUCGACGUAUCCGGAGUCACGCAACAACAGCAACAACAGCAGCAGCAGCAGCAAGAGCAAACCACCGAAACCGUCGAAGUCCUGCAAACGCAAACGCUCGAUCGCAAGUUCACCACGAAGCAGAUGGCUACCCAGCACAUGUCCACGUCGCGGGACGACAUGGCCAUCAAGGCGCACAAGGUGGCCCCCAUCAACUUCGUCCAGAAGGCCCAGAACCAGGCCGAAAGCAUGUCCCAGUCGUUCAAGACCAAGGCGUACCACUUUACCAACGAAGUGAUGACCGACAUGCGCAAGACCCCGAUCAAGCCGAUCCUGAAGAAUGCCUUCGGCCACCAGCAGGCCCCGGUCACGCACGUCCUGCAGCCAGUUCCGCAAACGCAAGCCCCACCAGCCACCAACGGAACGUCGACGCCACAAGCGUACCGCGAGGAAUCUCGGGUGUCCCAGUACGGCACCCGGCACGUCGAUCCGGAUACCGGAAUCAUCUACUUCAAGUACGAUUUUGGGUACGAAUUUGGCAUAAUCUUCCCCGGCGAGGGCCACCGCAUCGUGGCCGGCAGUGGCCACUCGAAGCGCCAACCUGCCACCACCUCUUCUUCUUCCGUAAAACAUCCGCGCUAUUUGAGUCCGACGCCGUUUGGGCCUUCCGGCGCCCAGUCCGUUGAGGUGCCGGUCAUUCACGAACGUACCCGGGACUACGUGCGCAAUUGUACCCCGUCACCGUUCCGCCGGUCGGCGUCGGUUCCGGCGUCCGAUCUGCAGGCUAGCCGGUACCAGCAGCGGUACAGCUACCCCGCGACCGGAAGUGGACGCUCCACGCCAAGGGUUACCCACUUCCGGCCGGUUUCGUCGCGGUGCACCACUCCAGACCAUUCGGCGGCGAGCGUGCCCACCCAGGGUAGCACCCGCUCGGCGACCAGCACACCGAAGCACCCCCAGGAUCCGGCCAUCGCCACCAAGCAGCCCCUGUUUGUUGCCCCCCUGAAGGACAUCGCGGUCGUUGCCGGCCAGCCGGCCCGUUUCGAGUGUAUCGUCGCGUGCGACGCCACCCCGGCGGUUCGCUGGACCAAGAACAACGUCCCGAUCGACGAGAGCGGCCAGCGGUACUAUCCGGAGUACCGGAACGGGGUGUGCCGUCUGUCGCUGCCCGUGGCGUACGAAGGUGACUCCGCUAGGUACUGCUGCGUUGCCGAGAACCACCUGGGACACAGCCAGACCUGUGCCGAUCUGACCGUCGUCGACAGCAACUGGAGAACGGCGUCUGCGGUGACGGAGUUCUAAGCGCGUUUAGAAAUGGAGAGAAAGAGUCUCGCAGUCAUGCCGCAGAGACGCAAACACGAACACUAGCCUAGGGUAGGAAGAAAAUGAAAGAAUAAAAACAUGAAGGAUCAGAAAGAAAAAUACACACGCACACUUUCAAACUAGAGGAGAAAUCGAUCACACAUAAUUCGAAAUGAAAUAAAAUUAUAUACAUAAAAAAAAAUCAAUCGAAAAAAAAACUAAAAAUCAAAUACACAACCAAAUUAUGUAGGGAAAAUCCAGAAAAGGAAACGAAAGUAAAGAAAUUUGUUUGUUUUAUUUUCACUUUAAAAAUUACAAUCAAUUUCAAAAAGCAAAAAGUAAGGUUUUUGAAAACUACUUUUUAAUGUAAAGUGUUGCUUUUACUCGUUGUCUAUUUAGUGGUUUUUUAUCAUUUCACUUAUUUAUUUAUACGAAUGUGAGAGAAAUGUAAGUUAUUUAUUUUAGUCUGUAAUUUUCUUUGACAAAUAAACAGAGAAAACUAAA